UUAAAAAAAGUUCUUGCUUCAGGAGGCUAUUCAAAUUUUUCAGAGGGCUCGAGCCCCUGCGCCCCCCCACAAGCGACGCCACUGAUAUUGUAGUCUACUUAAAAAUCAAAAACGUUUAACGCUAUUCAUCAUUACUCCACAUUUCCUCCUAAUGGCUUGGGAUUUUAGUGAUAGUGAAGAUGUUAAAUUAUAUUUGGAGAAUGUGUUUAUUGAAUAUAAUUAUGCAUGUUUUGAGGAAAAUAGGAAUGAAUCCUGUCAACGGCUAGGAGAUUUUUAUGAAGCCAUUAAGAAAAACUUUUAUCAGGCAAAUAAAAUUUUUAAAAGAAAUUGCGAUCUAUAUAAUACCGGAAGAAGUUGUUACAAAUAUGGGAAAUAUUUAUACAUGGGAAUAGGCAUUAAAAAAGAUGAAAAGAAAGCUCUUGAAUAUUUAGAUUUAGGAUGCAAAUAUAAUUUUGGAAAAUCUUGCCAUAUAGCUGCUUGCCUAUCAAAGAGUUUAGAUUCAGAAAAAAACUUGUCUAAAAGUUUAGAAUACUUAGAACAAGGUUGCAAAAAUAACAAUGACCUAUCAUGUCAGACAUUAAGCUCAAUUUAUAUCACAGGCAACAAAAUUAUUUCAAAGAAUAUGCAGCUGGCAUUAAUAUAUGCACAAAAAGGUUGUGUUCUUAAUAAUCCUCAAAGUUGUGUUAAUCUUAGUAUUAUGUUGAAAAAUGGAGAUGGUUGUGAUGUUGAUUUAGAAAAAUCAGAAUUUUAUAAGCAAAAGGCUUUACAAAUACAAAAAAAUUAUACAGAUCCAAUUGCAUCCAAUUUUACAGGAUUUUAAUAUUUAAAAAAUAUUUAUGUAGUUUAUAUGUGUGCACCUUAAAUAAUUAUUAAAUAAUUUAAUUAUAAAUAAGAUGUAAAACUAAAAUGAUGAUUUAUUAAUCAUUCCCAUUAAAAAAAUUCACAUAAAUUAAAGAUAAAAUGAUAUGAGUUGUCAUUUAUCAGAGUUGGCAGUAUCAUAUGCAUUUUGCAUACAAAAUCCUCUUAUGAAAUUUAAAUAACAUACUUACAUCUUUAUAUAUGGUACUUUUCUUUGACAUAAGAUUAUGAAUGGGUCUACCCAAAUACAUUUAGGCAUUUGCCUUAUUCGAGUCCUUGAAAAUUAAUCAUACUUUUCUUUGUUCAUAAUAUGUUCUAAGGAUGUGCAAUAAAACAAAAGGCUGAAAGGCAAUUUUUUAUCUAUAUAUUUAAUACACAAAUUAUAUUGGGGCUACCUGAUUACCUCUUUUGAAAUAUUUAAAAUGUUGAUAUCUAUUUUAUUUUAAUUUGUCCUUUUUUUAAAAAAAAAAUAUAUAUUUUUUUACAUUAUAUUAUGGGUAAAACAUUUUUACAAUUACAUCAUAAUAAUUGUCUAUAUUUUUUUCAUCAUGUUAUUUUUAAUUAAUUUUUUCACAUAUCUCAUUCUUCUUUACCACCCCAAAACAUGAUGACUUUCUUUAUUUCAAUGAUUUAUUGUGAAUUAUUUAAUAAUAAUUUAACCCAAUUAUCAGAAUUUUCUUUAAAAUGAUUUAAAUAAAGCACAUCUAUGU
Gordionus sp. m RMFG-2023 is the source of this 1568-nucleotide messenger RNA. RefSeq names its product cytochrome c oxidase assembly factor 7 homolog. Lineage: Eukaryota; Metazoa; Nematomorpha; Gordioida; Chordodea; Parachordodidae. The transcript is spliced from 4 exons. Gene Ontology annotation, cellular component: mitochondrial intermembrane space. The record is from RefSeq and is a predicted model, not a curated record. Bases 152 to 820 code for a protein of 222 amino acids. Gene Ontology annotation, molecular function: protein binding.